Scleropages formosus (Asian bonytongue) is the source of this 3360-nucleotide messenger RNA. RefSeq names its product segment polarity protein dishevelled homolog DVL-1-like. Gene Ontology annotation, cellular component: cytosol. The coding region runs from base 76 to 2304 and encodes 742 amino acids. Gene Ontology annotation, molecular function: frizzled binding. NCBI's taxonomy places the organism in Eukaryota, Metazoa, Chordata, Actinopteri, Osteoglossiformes, Osteoglossidae. The record is from RefSeq and is a predicted model, not a curated record. The transcript has 16 exons. Gene Ontology annotation, biological process: canonical Wnt signaling pathway; intracellular signal transduction.
CGAGCAAUCGCGCAAGGAUCUGCAGGGCAGUGCUCCCCUUUUCUCCAUGUAAAUGACCGCGCUGCUCAUAUUCUCAUGGCGGAGACCAAAAUCAUUUAUCACAUAGACGAGGAGGAGACUCCCUAUUUGGUGAAGCUCAGCAUUCCUCCCGAGAAAGUCACUUUGGCCGAUUUCAAAAAUGUCCUCAACAAUCGUCCAGUCAACAGCUACAAAUUCUUCUUCAAAUCCAUGGACCAGGAUUUCGGGGUUGUCAAGGAAGAGAUUUCUGAUGACAACGCCAAGCUGCCCUGCUUCAAUGGAAGAGUGGUGUCCUGGCUGGUCCUCAUGGAGAGUUCCCACUUGGAUGGGCUCUCCCUAUGCACCGACAGCCACGCGGAGCUGCCACCCCCGCUCGAGAGGACAGGGGGGAUCGGGGACUCCAGACCGCCCUCCUUCCAUGCCCACGCAGUGAGCAGCCGGGAUGGCCUGGACACGGAGACGGGCAGCGAGUCCCUCCUGAGCCACCGCAGAGAGCGCGAGCGAGAGAGAACCCGCAGAAGGAGAGAGGCAGAAUUCCCGCGGGUGAAUGGUCAUGCCAAAGGGGAGCGCCCAGCACGGGAUUCAGCCAUGGGCUGCGACAGCGCCUCCAUGAUGAGCAGUGAGCUGGAAUCCAGCUCCUUCGUUGACAGUGAGGAGGAGGACGCCAGCAGGCUCAGCAGUUCCACAGAGCAGAGCUCCUCGUCUCAGCUGAUGAGGAGACACAAGCGGCGGCGCAGGAGACAUAAAGUGGCCAAAGUUGAUCGGUCAUCUUCAUUCAGCAGCAUCACAGAUUCCACAAUGAGCCUCAAUAUCAUCACAGUCACACUCAACAUGGAGAAGUACAACUUCCUAGGAAUCAGUAUUGUGGGACAGAGUAACGACCGAGGGGAUGGGGGGAUCUACAUUGGCUCCAUCAUGAAGGGAGGGGCUGUUGCUGCGGAUGGUAGGAUUGAGCCAGGAGAUAUGCUACUACAGGUGAACGACGUGAACUUUGAGAACAUGAGCAAUGAUGAUGCUGUGAGGAUAUUACGAGAAAUCGUCUCCAAGCCCGGGCCCAUCAGUCUGACAGUGGCCAAGUGCUGGGAUCCAACACCUCGUAGCUACUUCACUAUCCCCCGAGCGGAGCCGGUGAGACCUAUCGACCCCGCAGCCUGGAUCUCUCAUACCACAGCACUGACCGGAUCCUACCCACAAUACGAGUUUGAAGACCUGCCGCUGUCUGUGAGCAAGACAGAUAUGGCAACCAUAGUGAAGGUGAUGCAGCUGCCCGAUUCUGGCUUGGAGAUCAGGGACCGCAUGUGGCUGAAGAUUACCAUUGCUAAUGCUGUUAUUGGUGCAGAUGUAGUGGACUGGCUCUACUCACGGGUGGAAGGCUUCAAGGACCGACGGGACGCUAGGAAGUAUGCCAGUAGCCUGUUAAAGCACGGCUACCUAAGGCACACCGUCAACAAGAUCACGUUUUCCGAGCAGUGCUACUACACCUUCGGGGACAUCUGUCAAAACAUGGCAUCCCUCAACCUGAAUGAGAGCUCCAGUGGUGGGGGCUCUGAGCAGGACACCUUGGCCCCUUUGCCUCCACCCGCAUCCAACCCUUGGCCCCUGGGAGGGCACCCCUAUCCAACAUACCCAACAGGGCCGUCCAGCUUCCCUCCAGGCUACUCGGACCCCUGCCACAGCUUCCACAGCGGCAGCGCAGGCAGUCAGCAUAGUGAGGGUAGCCGAAGCAGCGGUUCCCAUCCCAGCACAGGGAGACUCCACCACCACUCUUCACGGGAGAAGGACCGAAAAUCAACAGGAAGCGGGGGCAGCGAGUCAGAGACUGGCAGGCAGGACAGGAGACGGGGUGGGGAGCGUUCAGCCAGUCAGCUAAGCCGUCAUAGCCACGCCCACUCGUCCCAUAGCCACGCCCACUCGUCCCACAGCCACGCCCACUCAUCUCACAGCCACACGCAGUCAGUCUACAGCCGAGCCACUUCGCACAGAAGCCGUGUCCAUUCCCAGCGGAGUCGUUCCUCGUUCUCCUACAGCCUCGCCCCUUUCAAACAGUACAGCCAUGCCUCUUGUACGCACAGUGAGCGGAGCCACGCCUCUUCCUACGGCCCCCCUGGUCUUCCCCCUCCCUACAGCCUUGCUCGUCUUGCUCCCAAAGCAUCAGUGAGCAGUGGCCCUCCAGGGGCCCCCCCUGUACGCGAGCUAGCAACUGUCCCCCCAGAGCUAACUGCCAGCCGCCAGUCAUUCCAGCAUGCCAUGGGCAACCCCUGCGAGUUCUUUGUUGACAUCAUGUGACAGAAUUAUGCCUUUUCAGAGUGCAAAAGGCUCCGUCCAAACCAGUGCAUUUUUUUUCACCCUCAAACCUGGACGCUUUGUCAAUCUUGCCAUUGCCCGUGCUAAGGUGUCAAAUAACUGUAAGAAGUGUCCCAUUACCUGUGUGUCGCACUAAGACAUUAUACUACAUUUCAGCUUUUAUGGAUCCAAUGUAACAGAUACAAGUCAAUUUACAUACACAGAGAUUAAGGAACAGGACUGUAUCAGAAGUCCACUGAGAUCUGAGGUUCUCCUGACCAGCUGGGCAUAGACCAGUCCUUGGAUUUAGAGGCCUGUAGGCAGAGUUACACUUAACAUUAUGUGUAAAAGCACGUUAAUUACUUGCACGACACUAUUUCCUUGAGACACCUCAAAAAUAAAUUUAAGCAUGUUGCACAAGUCCAUUGCCAACCGUAGUCUGAUCCAGGACAAACACCAUAUACGUCAGGAUGAUUCUGGAUCAAGUAUAAGAUGGUGAACAAAGGCUCUCAUCAUCACUAAUGCGUCAGCACACAAGGAACUUCUAAAAUCCUCAGAUUUACCUUCAUCCUUGCUGUGGUCAAAUCUAAAGGUUAACCAGUGCUUUGAAAUCUUAAUUUCCAAAAUAAAUAUUUAAUGCACUAGUGAUACACAGUAUGAUACUAACAUGGUCAGUGCUAAAAUGUGAUGGUCCUGAGCAGCUUUGUAUCUCAUUUUAAAAAGGUCUUAUUAAUAUUUAUUUCAUCCAUCUUGCCUCACCACCCUCUUCUGUGACCCCCUCCUAUCCAUCCAUCCAUCCAUCCAUCCAUUUUCUAUCCCGCUUAUCCUAAUAGGGUCGCGGUGGCAGUGACCCUCUCCUACCCUUCUGUGAAGAAAAAAAAAAAUUGUGGCGCUUCUAAUUAUUUGAGCACUUUUUACAAUCACUUUGUCCUUUUAGUGUGAAACAUCAGCUUUCCUCUUUGAUCCUUUCGUCCUGUUACAGGACAAUAAAUUGUACAUAUGGCAUAGAUAUAUAUUGUAUAUGUAUAUAUGAGAAAUAAAUUUAUAUGUAUAAAGUUA